This is a messenger RNA of Lactuca saligna, 471 nucleotides long. NCBI's taxonomy places the organism in Eukaryota, Viridiplantae, Streptophyta, Magnoliopsida, Asterales, Asteraceae. The record is from the annotation of a GenBank genome assembly.
AUGAAAGACAAAAGUCUAUUGAAGGAUGAGGAGGGCCUCACUAAUGAGGAGCAUAUCCUUACCUCAUCAUGCUCUCCACCUAGGCCGUGUGAUCAACGAUAUCGCCUUCAUGGCAAGAGUCCCCUUGUGAUGAGAAUUCUGAGGAUGAGUGUUCAUCCAGUGUCUCACCUAGACAUUUUCUUUUACCUUUCCUGUUCUAGUAGUGUUCAGAAAAGGAAUCCGAAUUCACCCUUUGAUCCAGCUAGAAUCACCGAUUUGCUCAGCAAGAGAGCUUCAGAUGCUACCUCUAGGGUGGUUGAGCAAAAAGUCGGAAGACUCAAAGAGGAUGAGAAUGAUGAUGCAGAAGCCAUCCAGAUCUUCUAUCACUGCAUGGGUGUCAGUCGCAUCGAGGAGAAUGCUUUGGAUGCCUAUAUAAGGGCCCUAGAGUAUCGGCCUCUGUUUAUGGAGAUUCGACUGAAUGCAACAGUAUAG